GAAGAAAACAAAGGAAAAUAAGGAUUAUACAUGGAAAAAAAAAGUUACGAGCUUCAGACUUCAUAUUCUAUUAUUCUCCCUCGCUUUCCCACACUUUUCUCAGCAUCCAAACAUCGCAUAGGUUUUUCGUCCAUCGAUUUUGUUCAGUAACGGCUUGUGCUUUUCGCCAUUUUUGUUUGGCAGAGAAUCCAGGGAUUUAUCUCAUGCUAGUUUGUUUGUGGCUGCAAAUCUUCGCCUGAUUCUAAUCUGCUACUCGAAUUCAUCCCUCGCCGAGAAAAUUUUUAGAUUUUUUUUCUUCGGAAGAAUACUUUUGCUGUUCGCUUUAUUACUAUUGCGGCGAUGGUGGAAGGGAAACUCUUCAAGACGAAGCUCUGCGCACUGUAUCAGAGAGGCAGGUGUUCGCGUCAGAGUUGCUCGUUCGCCCAUGGAGACGCGGAGCUUCGGCAUUUUUCUGGCUCUUUUCAUGGAAGGCGGGAGUUCGAAGAUGGUGACUUGAGGGAUAAGCUUGGCAGAAGGCAUUCUCCACGGAGAAUACAUUCACCAGUGAGAGAUGCAAGAGGGCGAAAUAUGGUUCGCGAAUAUUCCCGAUCUGGAUCCCUUGACAGUGAUAGAGAAAGUGACAGGAAACAUAAGAAAAAACAGCGGUUAGAUGGUCAAAGUGAUAUCUCUGGAAGUUUGAGAAUCUCAGAUGCUGCUGAACAUCAGGCUAAAGGGGGAAAAUUUACAACUGAUUCAAGAGUGGUUCUCGUGAAGCAGUUAAAGCAAGUGGAGCUAGAUAUUGAGAGGCUUGAUUACCAGAAAUCUCAACUUGGGGUCAAACUGGAGGAGAAGAUUCAAGAAGUUGACAGCCUUACUUCCAAAAUUCAGGAGCUUGAGGCUCAACUAUACAGAGAGAGAGAAGAAAAUAAAAGGAUGUUGUCCAAAAUCAACAAGUUUGUUAAGGCACAUAAUCGUUAUACACAGAUUCAAGAUGAGCUGAAGAGAUCAGAAGUUCGGCUUCAUAAGUUGGGAUAUGAGCUUGCCUCUGAUAUCAACAAAAUUGGUGCUAAUGAAGAGGAUUCAAGCAUAAAUAUUGUUAGUGAUGGAGAGGCUACCGGUUUUCCUGUCAGUGCACAUAAUGAGCAGCACAAUGGUGCCUUCCAAAGCAACGUGAGGCAGGACGUUAGUCAGUCUCUCAAAGAAUCAAAACAAGCUGAUUUAACAAAAGCACGUGUGGAUGCACCAGUCAGAUUGAAGAAAGUUUCUCGUUGGAAUAUUCCCGCUCAGUUAAAUUGCGAGAAGGAGAUUGAGGCAGUUGCCAGCAGAAAUGGACAGUCAAGCGCCCUUGGAAAUGAAGGCAAGCAUGAGAGCAGAAAGAUUGUCAAUGUCCUCUCUACGGAUAAGUUAAAGAGCUUGGAUUCAAGGCAUGUAUUGCCAUCGACCAGCAUGGCUGCCCAUGCAGUUGAUGAAGUUGAAAUUGAAUUGGAGGAUAAUAUUGGGGUGGUUGGUACUGCUUCUACAGGAGUUGAGAAUGAGACAAACGGCUUGCCACUUCCGCCACCUCUUCCGAUCUUGAAAAAUAGUUAUUCACAGUACGAGGGUGACGAUGAGAAUAUAGAUGUGGAUGUGGUCGAGGAGGAGAUCGAGCAGGUGGACAUCGUUUGAUAUUUGGGAUGGCGAUAGAAUUUUAAUGGUAUAUUUUGCUAGUCAUUUUAAAUUUUUAUAAUUUAGUAGAAAGUAUUGUUGGCCGAGGAUGUACAGAUAAGUUGGGCUUAGUAAGAUGGAUUUUUUUUUUAAUUUUUAUUUAUUUUUUUAUUUUUUUACAGUUAGCCAGCUGACUUUCCCUGCAAUCAUAUUACCCAUUUUCUCUUUUCUUUUUGGUAAUGGAAUUUAAUUUUGCUUCUUCACGAAUU
Molecule: messenger RNA, 1892 nt
Organism: Morus notabilis
Lineage: Eukaryota; Viridiplantae; Streptophyta; Magnoliopsida; Rosales; Moraceae
Product: zinc finger CCCH domain-containing protein 13
Exons: 11
Coding region: 340-1644 (434 amino acids)
Molecular function (GO): metal ion binding
Source: RefSeq, a predicted model, not a curated record